This is a messenger RNA of Mirounga angustirostris (Northern elephant seal), 4433 nucleotides long. RefSeq names its product zinc finger protein 548-like. The transcript is spliced from 4 exons. The record is from RefSeq and is a predicted model, not a curated record. Gene Ontology annotation, molecular function: DNA-binding transcription factor activity; RNA polymerase II cis-regulatory region sequence-specific DNA binding. Bases 1496 to 3097 code for a protein of 533 amino acids. NCBI's taxonomy places the organism in Eukaryota, Metazoa, Chordata, Mammalia, Carnivora, Phocidae. Gene Ontology annotation, biological process: regulation of transcription by RNA polymerase II.
GGGCUGGGCUGUCAGAGGCGAGGAGGGCGUGGCCUGAGGGCCAGAUCGAGGAGGGAGUCUUCAGAUGAUUUUAGAUGGUGAGGGAGGCAAGGGCUGAAGAGUUACUGGUGGGCAGGGUAUGGGAAGCAGGUGUCGGCAUCCCUGAUGCUUCCUUCAAAAGAGGUUUGCUGUAGGAGAGAUCUUUCGCCUGUGUCUUUGGGAAGGGAGAUGGUGGUGGGGUGAGGAGUUUCCCUUCGUGCAGCCGGUGUCAUGUGCUGGUGUUGACUCUCCACUUGCCGCUCAGCUCAGGGCCACGCCCAGUGGGGCAAGGGAAAGGUCAGCCAGGCUGAUGCAGCCUCAGGGUCCCAGACAGGGGACUGCUUCCUCACCCCCACCCCUCAGGGCGAGAGGGCGAGCUGCUGUCCAGCUGAGGGCCUCCAACAAGCUCUCUUUUGGGGGUUAUGUAACAGGCAGGUCUUGUUGCUGUAUGGACUAGGAGCUUGUCUGCCUGCUCAGCCUUUUCCUACAACUCCUUAAGAAUGUAUAAAAAAGUUAUUGACUUAAGUACUCAAUCAAUAUCCUUUUAAAUAUGUACACCGAGGUAGACAAUUAGAAAUGAACCUAUUCAGCAAGUUAAAUUUUUGCAAACACUUCAUGAUUGAUCUGACAUUAAUUUGCCUGUUUGUUUACAGUGUGAAGUUUUAUGUAUAGUAUCUUAUGAAAUCUUAGAAAGCGGUAAAAAUAAAGACCUCAAAUUUCAAAACCCUACUACAUUUGCACUGAAAAUAUAUACAAAACUGUUGAUCCUAUGGACAGUAACAGUUGUCACCCAGUUGAUAAGAGGCAGCACUGUUUUCUUUUUUUUUUUUUUUUUAAGAUUUUAUUUAUUUAUUUGAGAGAGAAUCAGAGAGAGAGCACAUGAGAGGGGGGAGGGUCAGAGGGAGGAGCAGACUCCCUGCGGAGCAGGGAGCCCGAUGCGGGACUCGAUCCCGGGACUCCAGGAUCAUGACCUAAGCCGAAGGCAGUCACUUAACCAACUGAGCCACCCAGGCGCCCCGGCAGCACUGUUUUCUGGAGGAGCUGAACUUACACCACCAGGCUGAGAUCACUUUGCUCCAGGAUAGGGCAGGGGUGGUGGUCCAGCUAAGUUCAUAAGAUCCUUCCAUGGUACCCAUUUCUCAUGGUCUCCUUCUUACCAUAGGGUCCCACAGAGGUGGCAGAAAUGCUUAUGGACCCGGUGCAGUGACCGAUGGGAAUGAGGCGAGAGCAGGCCACAGUGCCACCAGCCACUGGUGACUCUUCCACAUUGGGAAGUCAGGGAGGAGGACGAGCAGGGAUGGAUGUGUGCAGGAAGGACCGAAGGGCCUGGUGAGAGAAGUGUAUCAGAUACUUGCACCCACAGGAUUUUAAUUUAUGGAGAUGGAGCCAUGUGGUCUUUGAGGAUGUGGCCAUAUAUUUCUCCCAGGAAGAGUGGGGCCUCCUCGAUGAAGCUCAGCGAUUUCUGUACCAUGCUGUGAUGUUGGAGAACUUUGCGCUUCUGUCCUCCCUGGGUUGCUGGCAUGGAGCCCAGGAUGAGGAGGCCCCUUCAGAGCAAGAUGUUUCUGUAGGAGGGUCACAGGUCAGGACUCCGAAGCCUGGCCCGUCCAUCCAGAAGUCCCAGCCCUGGGAGACGUGCGGCCCAGUCUGGAAAGACAUUUUGCGCUCGGCUGAGCAUGAUGGAACGCACCCUGAUCAAGAGCUGUCCAUUUGUGGGGCAAACCUGCACCAGCACCAAGAGGAUCAGAUUGGAGACCGCUUUUCCAGAAGGGAUGAGGGGAGUCCUUCCUUUGCUGUGAGCGACAGUGUUCACAUGGCGGAGAGUAGCUUCACAUGCAGCAGAGGUGGGAGGGACUUCCCAGCCAGUGCCGGCUUUCUGCGGCACCCGGCCCCUCACGGUGCUUUGAAGCCACACAGGGACACUGGGCGGGGGGGGGCCUGUGAGGCUGGACAGAAGGCUUACAGGUGCACUCAGUGUGGGAAAGCCUUCAGCCAGAACCAGGUACUUGUGGAGCACCAGAAAAUUCACACUGGAGUAAGACCCUACGAAUGCAGCAAAUGUAGGAUGGCCUUCAUUAAGAAGUUUCACCUUGUCCAGCACCAGAAAAUUCACACUGGAGAAAGGCCUUUUAAGUGCAAUGAAUGUGGGAAAUUCUUUAGGUACAACUCCACACUCACUAGUCACCAGAGGGUUCACACUGGAUUAAGCCUUUAUGAGUGUAGCAAAUGUGGGGAGUUCUUUAAGUACAAUGCCAACUUCAUGAAACAUCAGAGAAUCCACAAUGGGGAAAGGCCUUAUGAAUGCAGAGAAUGUGGAAAAUUCUUUAGGUACAACUAUCGCCUGAUACGACACGAGAGAGUUCAUACUGGGGAGAGGCCUUAUGAAUGCAGCGAAUGUGGGAAAUUUUUCAGGUACAGCUCCACAUUCAUUAGACAUCAGAGAGUUCACACUGCAGAGAAGCCUUAUGAGUGCAAUGAAUGUGGAAAAUUCUUUAGGUACAAUUCCACACUCAUUAAACAUCAGAGAGUUCACACUGGAGAAAGGCCUUAUGAGUGCAGUGAAUGUGGGAAAUUCUUUAGGUACACCUCUACACUUAUUAGACAUCAAAGAGUUCACACUGGAGAAAGACCUUAUGAGUGCAGCUUAUGUGGGGAAUUCUUUAGGUACAAGUCGAAGCUCAUUAAACAUUGGCAGAAUCACACUGGAGAGAGGCCUUAUGAGUGCAGCGAAUGUGGGAAAUCCUUUAGGUACCACUGUAGACUCAUUAGACAUAAGAGAGUUCACACUGGAGAAAGGCCUUAUGAGUGCAGUGUCUGUGGGAAAUUCUUUCGGUAUAACUCCAACCUUAUUAAACAUUGGAGAAAUCACACUGGAGAGAGGCCUUAUGAGUGCAGCGAAUGUGGGAAAGCCUUUAGCCACAAACAUAUACUUGUUGAGCAUCAGAAAAUCCACACUGGAGAAAGGCCCUAUGAGUGCAGCAAAUGUCAGAAGGCCUUCAUUAGAAAGUCCCACCUCGUUCAUCACCAGAAAAUCCACAAUGAAAACAGGUCUAUGAGCACCAUAAAUGUGGGGAAAUCUUGAGAUACAACUCCAAGCCAUUGACCAGAGAAUUACACUGGCAAAGAAACUUAAGAGUGCAGAGAAUAUGGUGAAGCCUUUAGGUACCACUCUAAGCUCAUUACACUGGAGAAGCACCUUAUGAGAAGGGAAUGUGCAAAAUUGUUUUGGGACAGCUCGCCAUUCAUUAGACAUCAAGAGGUCACCAGAGGAAGGCCUUCUGAGUGCAGUCAAUGUGAGGUGUUAGGUGCAACUCCAGCCCCAUUACACAUCAGAGAAUUCACGAUGGAAAAAGACCUUACUUGUGCAACAAAUACGGGCAUUUGUUCAUCUAAAACUCUAACCUUGUUCAGUACCAAAAAGUUCACACCACGCCAGAGAGUAUUGUAGAGGGGGAAAGACUUCAGCCAAAUAUCUGCUCUUACUUGUUGCUGGGAACUACUGUAAUAUAUAUUUUACAGUUAUGUUGUGGCAAAGUACCCUGUCUUUGAAUUGUACAGUUUAGUAGUUUAAAAAAUUCACAUAUUUAUGAAACUAAUUUCCAGAAUUCCUUUCAUCUGGCAAAACUGAAACUGUACCCAUGGAACAGCUCCUCCUACCCGCUCCCUGCCACACCUGGCUACUGUGGUUUUAUACCCCACCUCUAUGAAUUCGGCUACUCUGGGUACUAUACGUGAGUGGAAUCAUACAGUAUUUGUCUUUUUGUGACGGGCUUGUUUUGCUUAGCAUGAUUUCUCCAUUUGUCAGCAUUUUCUUCUCUGAGCAUUUCCUUCUGUUUUGAGAAGGAAUCAGAGUUGACAUACCUAAGAUAGAGGGAAGGGUGUUGAUGGAGUCAAUACAGAUUUGCCAGGUGUUAUAUUAUUUCUAGAGGAAGAGGAGAUCCAGAUUUUAUAUGGAGUCUUUAUUUCUUAACAGCUUUAUUGAGGUAUUGACAUAAACUGCAUUUAUUAAAAGUGUAAAAUAUAUUUUCAUAUAUGUGUGCACAAUGGGAGCAUCACCAGAGUCUUGAUAAUGAGUAAUCCAUAGGCCCUGUAGUUUCCAUUAGCACCUUUUCAUAUUCUCUCUCUCCCAGCCCUACCCAACUUGCCAUCCCCAGGUGGACACUCUAGUUUGCAUUUUCUAGAAUUUCAUAUAAAGGGAAUCCUACAGUUACUGUUGUAUAGCUGUUUACACCGAGUGCAUAUAUGUAUUUUUAGUAUUAUCCAUGUGUGUGCAGAAGCAUGGCAUCAAAUAACAAGGCUCUGUGUUACGUGUUAGAGCUGCAUUGUCUAUAAACAACAAAGGUGCUAAUCACGGAGCGAAAGAGUUGUUUAGAAUGGGAAAGUGAAGUUUAAAUAAAGUAAAUUUAAGUUCAGUUUCA